CCUUCAGGGGUCGUUUUCAGUGUUUUUCGGUGAUGGCCACACCGCGCAGGAUUCAGCUCACUACUCUCUCUCUCCAUUCUGCUGUUAAUACCCCCAGUGAGAGUGAUUUACCCCAUACAGCGGAGUUAGUUCCCCCUCCUGCCCCUUCCUCACCGGCGGAGCGGACACUCAGUGCCAGGAUAGAGCUCGUGCUGUUUGAGCCGGAUGACACGCGCUGUGCGGAGUUUCACUAUCCGCAGCUGACUGAGGAGAGAGGUGGAGAGGGGGCUGUGAGUGAGGAGCUGCAGGAUGGAGAUGGAGAGGAACUUCAGGAUCUGGCCAGAAUGUUCCAGAAGAAAUACGGAGAAACUCCGAAACAGAGGAAAGACCGAGUCCAGGAUUUAGUGGACAUGGGCUACGGAUAUGACGACACCGACUCCUUUAUUGAUAACUCGGAGGCUUAUGAUGAGCUGGUUCCAGCCUGUCUGACCACCAAGUACGGAGGGUUUUACAUCAACGUCGGGACUCUGCAGUUUCGUCCAGCUUCAGGUGAAGAAAACCAAAGCGAUGACUUCGAGGAGAACGUUAAACCCAAGGUUUCUUUCAUCUGUGUUCAGAAACGGAAACUAAAAGAAGGAGGUGAGGUGAAGACCAAGAAGAAGAAGAGAAAAGAGGACGUUCGGCCUAAAGGAGAAAACACAGAACACAGCGUAUCGUCAGUAGAUAAGAAAAAGAAAGGGAGUAAACAUCAGCAGAACCUCAGUGGCAUGUUGAGGAAAUUUCACAAGGAGAAGCUUCAGGAGCUCCAGCUGUUCAACAUGAAGAAGAAGGAACCUCCUCCAGGAGCUGACCACGACUCCAGAGACCAGGCCGAAUCUUCAGCUGACCUCAUGUUGACGCUCGAUGGUGCUGACGAUCUUCACCGAGCAGUGGAGCAGGAUGAGGUCCUGACUAACGAUCAGAACCGAGAGACUCUAGCAGAGACGUCUCACACGUCACUUCCUGAAGCUCCUACACAGGAGCGGAGUCUACAGGAACCUCCUCAGGACGAUCAGCUGACGGUUCUGAUCCGGAGACUGGAGGAGACGGUGUUCAGAGUCAUGCCCGAGCAGAUCGACCGCUUCAACCAUCACUGCAGAGCUCACUCCCAAGCCCGAGCUGCCAAAUUGGAGGCUAUGAAAGAAAAGCGAGCAGGUGAAGGAUCAGAUGAAGAGGAGGAUGAUUCGAGCGGAAAACGAGUUUUUGGUCCUCGGAAGAGAUUCCGAUGGAGCGAGGAGAUCAGGGAGGUGUUAUGUGAGGUGGUGAGGCUGAAGAUGAGGUGCUAUGAGCUGGACGCUGCCUCUGGUCAGAGUUUAGAAGAUUAUUUGAAGUGUUUUUUGGAGGCGAGUGUGAAGUCGCUGUGGCCCAGAGGAUGGAUGCAGUCCAGGAUCUUGCUGAUCGAGACUCGGCGAGUUCACGCCCACAUCACGGGAGUAGCGGCGAGGAAGAGAACACUGACCGCUCCGAAAUCUGAGAAGGGUCGUCGUGGAGCUGGAGUCUGUCCUGGGAAUACUGGGAGGAAGUUUGAAGAAGACGUGGAUGUUCGGACAGUUCCUCCUGAUAAACUGCCCUCAGGAGCUAAGUUGACCAUGAAGAAGAUCCCGUCUGCCUGUGGAGGCGUGUCCGUUCUGCAGAGGCAUCCUGACCAGGAGAAGACACCUCAGAACCUCUCGGGUGUGGACGGAGACGUCUAUGUUCCUCUGUACAGUGCACCUUUCACUGCGGCUGUGGCAGCCACAGAGGGUUGGUGUGGAGAUCCGGCUCUUCCCACUCCAUCUCUCUCUCACCAGAUGUCCUCUCCUCCCAGUGCUCCAGGAUCAGGAGCGUUCACCAUGGUCACUCCUCAGCACGCUUUACCCUUCCCCAGUUUUCCCCAGGACCUCAAGCCUGCUGGUCAGACAGGGAACUGCAUGAUGUCCACUCUGUCCAGUGCUGCUCCUGGAACAUUCCACUGCUCUCUCAUACAGUGAGGUGGUGAAAAGGUGAAGGAAAACUCCACCCAUGUGGGACAUGAGCAUUACCCACAAUGCUCACAUAGCCCUGAAACCUCGAGAGAGCGCUGCAGCGGCGCUUUAGUGCUUCAGCUCACUGACCACCUCCAUCAUGUGAAAAUUUCACUGUAAACACAUUCAACAUAUCCGUUUUAUUUCAACAUUUCUCAUUUCAGACACUUUUUAUUUGAUUUUGAUUUAAAAUGCAGAAGAUGACAAAAGAACAUUUGUUAAUUUCCUCGUAACACAACAGGACUUUACUGUGGUGAGGGCACAGAGCUAACGAGGAAGAAAUUCUCUUUUUAUUUAACACUACAUCUAUAAUGAGAAAAAAAGUAAUGCAUUUAUUAAUAAAUAAGUAAAUAAAUAAAGUUAAAGUUGAAUGAAAUCUUUGAUGAUGACUUUAAAAGUCGGAUCAAAUUUAUUUUAUUUUAUUUUCGCUCUUCUGUGUCUUUAAUGAUCUGUUGAAUAUUUAAGGAAAUAUGUUUGACUCUGAAAUUAUUCAGUAAUGAUGCGCUCCCUGACUCCAGCUCUGUUAAAUUCAAAUAGAAAUAUUUUAUUUAUUUUACUAAGAAGCACUUGGAGAGUAGAGAAUAAAAUCUUUACAUUCUGUUGAAACAUGUGACAUGACACACAGCAUCAGGUUUAAUGCUCCGAGAGAGAGAGAGAGAGAGAGAUGAAGUGUUCUAUAUUCCAUUACAGCAGUUUUUUUUUAGCAUUAGAGUGUAUAAUGAGGACCAAUUUCUCCUCCUCCGUGUUACUGGACACACUCAGUGAUGACAUGUGAGAUGUUGAUCAUUGUAUGAUUGUUAAACUGGACAGAGGUGUUCUGUGAUGUUAUAAAUGCUCUCUAUAAUGACCAGGUCUCCAUGAUUAGAUGUUAUCUAAUACACUGAUCAGCCAUAACUCUCUGACCACUGACCGGUGAAGUGAAUAAGACUGAGUAUCUCCUCAUCAUGGCACCUGUUAGUGGGUGGGACAUAUUAGGCAGCAAGUCAACAUUUUGUCCUCAAAGUUGAUGUUAGAAGCAGGAAAAAUGCACAAGCGUAAGGAUUUGAGUGAGUUUGAUGAAGGACCAAAUUGUGAUGGCUAGACCACUGGAUCAGAGCAUCUCCAAAACUGCAGCUCUUGUGGGGUGUUCCCGGUCUGCAGUGGUCAGUAUCUAUCAAAAGUGGUCCAAGGAAGGAAGAGUGGUGAACCGGAGACAGGGUCAUGGGCGGUCAAGGCUCAUUGAUGCACGUGGGGAGAGAAGGCUGGCCCGUGUGAUCCGAUCCAACAGACGAGCUACUGUUGAUCAAACUGCUGAAGAAGUUAAUGCUGGUUCUGAUAGAAAGGGGUCAGAAUACACAGUGCAGGACGGGUCAGGGCUGUUUUAGCAGAGAACAACACGAUAUUAGGCAGGUGGUCAUAAUGUUAUGUAUUUAUGAUGCUUUCUGAUCUAAAUAUACCCAGUGAUAGUUAUAAUGCUUU
Molecule: messenger RNA, 3479 nt
Organism: Hemibagrus wyckioides
Lineage: Eukaryota; Metazoa; Chordata; Actinopteri; Siluriformes; Bagridae
Gene: ubn1
Product: ubinuclein 1
Exons: 15
Coding region: 33-1988 (651 amino acids)
Cellular component (GO): nucleus
Source: RefSeq, a predicted model, not a curated record